CGAUUCCAAGACAUGUGCUAGCCUUGAUAACGGCGAUAUGUCUCGUAAAAUUUGAUGAAACGCUACUGCACCGGGCUAUAAAUGUGGUCUCAUUUGUUUUGGUCAUAUCAGAAGUGACCAUUUCUGCAGUGAAACUGAUUUAUUUGUGAAAAAUGAAUUGGCUUACACUUCUUGUAACCAUCCUAUGCGUAUUGCACGCUCAGUCGACUCCGGAUCGAAGUCCACGUAUCAUCAAUGGACAGGCGUCAAAUCUUCAACCAUACAAUGUUUACAUUCUGUACCUAAAUGUUAAUAACGCAGGAUUCUUCGGUGGUGGAUCGAUAAUAUCUCCGCUUCAUGUUCUAACUUCCGCUCAGAGUAUAGUUGGGUUCGUCCAAUGGCAAGUUGGAAUGGGAAGUAACACCUUUUCUCAACUAACAACCGUCGUUUCGAGUGUUGCUACCGCGCAUGCUGAGUAUAAUUCACUUACCAAGGCCAAUGACAUCGGAAUUGUCACCCUUCCCACAUCUCUAGUGUUCACUGCCUAUGUACAACCAAUUGCACUCCCGCCGCUAGUCGCUCAGAUAGAUCAGCUUCCGCUAGAAAAUGAACAGGGCUCAGUUGUAGGCUUCGGAUUCACGUCCGUCACAUCGGUUGCUCCUUCGGUCAAUCUACUGCGAGCUUACCUACGAGUGACAAACAACUUGCGUUGCCAACAGUUCUACCAGAUUACACUGCCACAGCAUUUCUGUGCCGAGAAUACUGUUGAGUUUUCCAACAUCUGCAAUGGGGAUAUCGGAGCCGGGUUUGUCACAGACGUAGGCGGCACACAAACCGUUACCGGCAUUGCCUCGCUGAUUACCGAAAGCUGUGGCAACUCAAGUCCUUCCGGGUUCACCCGAGUAGCGUCCUAUCGGCAAUGGAUAUAUAGUUUGACGCAGGUCUAAUAAAUCGAGGGAAUAUUUGUACAACUGCA
Armigeres subalbatus is the source of this 955-nucleotide messenger RNA. RefSeq names its product chymotrypsin-like. Lineage: Eukaryota; Metazoa; Arthropoda; Insecta; Diptera; Culicidae. Bases 153 to 926 code for a protein of 257 amino acids. Gene Ontology annotation, biological process: proteolysis. Gene Ontology annotation, molecular function: serine-type endopeptidase activity. The record is from RefSeq and is a predicted model, not a curated record. The transcript is spliced from 4 exons.